AACGUUAAGGAAUUUCUGGAAUAUUUGAAAAAAUCCGCAAAUAACGGCGAUUCUAAGGCCUUGUAUAAUCUAGGGGAUUUGUAUGUGCGCGGAAAACUUGGCGUUAGACGAGAUGAAAAGAAGGGCAUAGAAUAUUUGAGGUUAUCGGCACUGAAAGGUCACACCAAAUCCAUUUCUGUUCUCAAAGAACUUGGAGUAGAAAUCUAA
Acaulospora morrowiae is the source of this 207-nucleotide messenger RNA. The record is from the annotation of a GenBank genome assembly. Lineage: Eukaryota; Fungi; Glomeromycota; Glomeromycetes; Diversisporales; Acaulosporaceae.